CAAUCGCUUCGCUUCUUCGGCGAAUGUAACAAGGAAGUGGCUCUAGUAGCAACAGACCACCAGUCACACGAAAAGGACGGAGCUGUAAAGGUGCACAUUAUAACGAUAAAACUGAGUUGUUCCAGUAUUAGAAUCAGAGCCCAGAAUGUCUUCAGGAGCCUUAUUCCCAAGCCUGAGCUCAGGCUCCCGUAGCUCUUCCAGCAAAUACCUCGUGGAGUUCAGGGCUGGCAAGAUGAGCCUGAAAGGCAGCACCGUGACCCCAGACAAGAGGAAGGGGCAGGUGUACAUCCAGCAGACCGACGACUCCCUCAUCCACUUCUGCUGGAAGGACAGAACAAGUGGAAACGUCGAGGACGACCUGAUCAUCUUCCCUGAUGACUGUGAGUUUAAGAAGGUGAACCAGUGCACCACAGGCAGGGUGUUUGUUCUGAAGUUCAAGGCCGGAUCGAAGCGUCUGUUUUUCUGGAUGCAGGAGCCCAAGUCUGAUAAGGAUGAGGAGUUCUGCCGCAAGGUCAACGAGUUCCUCAACAACCCCCCCAUGCCAGGGGCACUCGGCAGCGGAAGCAGCGGCAGCCACGAGCUGUCUGCCCUGGGUGGAGAAGGGGGACUACAAAGUCUUCUGGGUAACAUGAGCCAUAAUCAACUCAUGCAGCUGAUCGGACCAACUGGACUGGGAGGACUUGGUGGCCUUGGUGCCCUGGCAGGACCGGGACUGGCGAGCCUGUUGGGGAGUGGAGGAACCGGAACAAGCAGCUCCACCUCAAGUUCCCGCAGCCAGUCGGCGGCUGCCACCCCGUCCUCUGCCUCAGGUGGUGCCCGCAGCACCAGCUCUGCCCAGGCCGCCACCACCCCCGUGACCCCCGCGCCCUUCGCCCCCGCCGCCACAUCCCCAACGGCCACCCCCACUACCCCGACCGCCCAGACGCCCGCUGGCGCCGCCCCCGUGUCCUCCGUGGCCAGCCCCACCCAGCCCAUCCAGCUCAGCGACCUCCAGAGCAUCCUGGCCACCAUGAACGUCCCCAACGCUGCCGCUGCCGGACAAGGAGUGGACCUGGCCAGUGUGUUGACGCCGGAGGUGAUGGCCCCCAUCCUGUCCAACCCGGAGGUGCAGGAGAGGCUGCUGCCGUACCUGCCCUCAGGAGAGUCCCUACCUCAGAGCGCCGCCGAGAUCCAGAACACACUCACCUCCCCGCAGUUCCAGCAGGCCAUGAGCAUGUUCAGCAGUGCGCUGGCCUCGGGGCAGCUUGGACCGCUCAUGAACCAGUUCGGCCUGCCCAGCGAAGCAGUAGACGCGGCUAACAAAGGCGAUGUGGAAGCGUUUGCCAAAGCCAUGGAGGGAGCAGACACUAAGACGGAAGGCUCUGGAGGCAAGAAGGAUGACGACGAGGAUAUGAGUUUGGAUUAGAUGGAUGGCUCCCUCUCCUCCUCCUUGCAUACUCACAUGCAAUUCUUCUGUGUGUCGCACACACAUUGUUGUUGAUGCCUUGCAGGAUCCAAGCUAUCUGGAAUGUCUGUUUACCUUUCUUUGUAACACUGAGCUUAAACUACUACAGUACUAUUAUUUUUUAAACUUUAAAACUUACAGUAAAAAAGUAUUUUGGGUGUCAGUAA
Engraulis encrasicolus (European anchovy) is the source of this 1611-nucleotide messenger RNA. RefSeq names its product ADRM1 26S proteasome ubiquitin receptor (gene adrm1). Bases 146 to 1405 code for a protein of 419 amino acids. The record is from RefSeq and is a predicted model, not a curated record. The transcript has 10 exons. NCBI's taxonomy places the organism in Eukaryota, Metazoa, Chordata, Actinopteri, Clupeiformes, Engraulidae. Gene Ontology annotation, molecular function: proteasome binding; endopeptidase activator activity. Gene Ontology annotation, cellular component: cytoplasm; proteasome regulatory particle, lid subcomplex; nucleus.